AUGGCAGCAUUUUUUAUAUUUAUUAUUUCGUCAAUUAUUCUGAAUAUAUGUUCAGCAAAAACUCAUUCCUCCACCAACAGUGGAACAUCCACUACACUAAUAGCCAUUCUGGUACCCACUGCUACUAUUGGCGUCACUAUUAUUGUCAUAGUAAUUGUAUGUUGUUGUUAUAAAAAAGCACCAUGGUGUUGCAAACAAAGAAUGGGUGUCAUGCCUCUAGCUACACAGCAGUUUUUAGCGCAACAACAAAAUCAAUAUGCACCUCCAGGUUUCUUUCAAACAACACCCUAUGUUCAACCACCACCUUACAAUCAAAUGUCACCAUACGAAAAACCAACUCCAUACUCCCAACCAAUACAGACGUUAUAA
Adineta steineri is the source of this 369-nucleotide messenger RNA. The record is from the annotation of a GenBank genome assembly. NCBI's taxonomy places the organism in Eukaryota, Metazoa, Rotifera, Eurotatoria, Adinetida, Adinetidae.